AUGGCAGACUGGCAGCGGCAUUUCGAUGCCACUCUGGAGCGCAACAGAAUAGCACAAGCCGAACUCCAGCAGUACGCUUCCGCUGCUGUCCAACGCAACGAAAUCGCCCAAGCGGAAUUUAGGAGCUACGCCGAUGAAGAAAUCGCCCGGAAUGACAGAGCGCAAGCGGAGUUUCGUCGAAGUUUAGAAAGGGCCACAAAUGCGCCAACAGUACCCCAGCUAAGCUCGCAGCCUUUCGCGACGCCGGGAAGAGGCUUCGUUUGCGACCCAGUCACUUUGCGUCGUGGUGGGCCUAUCUACACGAGCUCAUAUGUUCCGACUAUGGCUGUCUGUCCUUCAUGCUACGCUACGCAUGUCAAGCAUACGCCGCUAGCUUCCCACUUCACCCUAGAAGAAUUACAGAUGGAAACAGAGCAUACCUGUGACAUGUCCGCCACUGCAAUCCGGGCGGCAUGGCUGAGGUACUGCGUACGCAUUAGCCAUGGUAAUGUUGGAGACGCGGAGAGAGUAGCUUGUAUCAUACACUUUGCUCAGGCCUUCAAGAUGAUCAGUGAUCGAAUACAGCACUUGACCCCAGAAAUCACACGGCUGAAGCAGGAGAUUCAGGAGGCCAAGGCGCACUUGUUGCAUCAAGAGCUGGGCAGUACACCAUUACUUCCUGCCCUGACACCUAUGGGGAUGUUCAGUGCUGGCUCUAUCGCCCAUCAUGCUGCCAUGUCGAGGUACGUAGCUGGCUCGGAUGUGAACGAAACAGUGGCGCAGAAGCAGACGGAGACGGUGAGGUUGAGGACGGAGCUGAGGGGGUUACUUGGAGUGCCUGAUACAUACUAG
Recurvomyces mirabilis is the source of this 831-nucleotide messenger RNA. RefSeq lists its product as uncharacterized. The transcript has a single exon. Lineage: Eukaryota; Fungi; Ascomycota; Dothideomycetes; Mycosphaerellales; Teratosphaeriaceae. The record is from RefSeq and is a predicted model, not a curated record. Bases 1 to 831 code for a protein of 276 amino acids.